Molecule: messenger RNA, 7004 nt
Organism: Astyanax mexicanus (Mexican tetra)
Lineage: Eukaryota; Metazoa; Chordata; Actinopteri; Characiformes; Acestrorhamphidae
Product: SH2B adapter protein 2
Exons: 9
Coding region: 517-2496 (659 amino acids)
Biological process (GO): intracellular signal transduction; antigen receptor-mediated signaling pathway
Cellular component (GO): plasma membrane
Molecular function (GO): transmembrane receptor protein tyrosine kinase adaptor activity
Source: RefSeq, a predicted model, not a curated record
AAAGCUCGACGACCUUGGCUCGGAUGUGCGCGGAUGCGAGAGAGCGAGCCAGCGCGCGCACGCGCCUCAUUCACGCUCUUAAAGGCGCACGCGCACACGCCUCCCUCCAUUCAUGAGAAAGAAAACGGAGCAGUAUGUACACAUUGCUGUAUGUAUAGCUUAGCUAUAUACGGAGAAACACCGAGCUGCUGUUGGCUGUAAAAAGCUCGUAUACCCGCGGAGGUGCCCGUGCGCGCGCACUCGCUCGCUCCCUUUUAACCGUAGGAAAGCAAAGCGCGAGCGGACAGGAAGUCAGCGCGCGGAUCACGACGCGGCGGCAUCAGCUCUCCCACACAUACACACGGCCCUUCUUUCCGUAGGCACGAGGCCGCGCGACCGGAUGCGCGAGGAGAGAGGCGCAGGUCGGAGAGUGCACGCGCCCGGUGAUGCUCUGACUGAAUGAAGCUGCGCGAUACUCAGAAACAGAGCUGACAGGAUGACGGCAGCGCUCUGCCGGGGCGUUGGCAUGGCCCAGGGAUGAAUGGCGACGGGGUGCCCAGCAGCCCGGAGCUCUCCUCCUCGUGCCCGCCGCCUGACUGGAAGGAGUUCUGCGAGCUGCAUGCCCGCACCUCUGCCGCUGACUUUGCUCACAAGUUCCUCCGCUUCGUCAGUGAGAACCCAUGCUACGACUCACCAGGUGCUGACACCAGCUUCUCGCAGCACUUUGCUCGCCACUUCCUGGACUGCUUUGCGGCCACUCUCAGCCAGGCACGAGAGCCAGGCUCACCCGGCUCUGCUCCUAAGUAUAGCAUCGUGCCCUUUGCUGGCCUCCGGGGUUGCCCGCCACCCUACGGCCACGACCUCUAUCAGCGGCGCAAGGACGCAGGUGCCUCCAGCGAGUCUCUGGACAGCAUGGACAGCUUGGGAGGGGCUGGUGGAAGCUCCACCCCCCAUAAGGUGGCGGCUCUCGGCCAGUCACGCAGCUCAGAGGAUGUGUCCCUGGGCCACCACCACCCCAAAGCUCGCUUUAAGAAGGGCUUCUCUUUGCGGAACAUGAGUCUGUGCGUCAUGGACGGGGUCAGGGAGAUUUGGCAUCGCCGGGCGUCCCCGGAAGGGGACAGGAAAGCUAACGGUGGGGAAGCUAGUGGACCAGACCGCUGGAGCCAAAAACUGAGGUUGCCACGGGGCUCGCAAAGCCAUCGAGGGGCCGAAAUGCUGGAGAUCCAGAGGGAGGGGGCGCUGCGCUACAUGGUGGCUGACGACACUAACUGCGUAGGAACGGCACAGUGGCAAAAGUGUCGGCUGCUGCUCAGGAAGACGGGAGCCAGCUCGGAUGGUGGCGAGAAGUUCCUGCUUGAGUUCUACGUGCCGCCAAAGUCCUCCAAGCCAAAGGUGAGCGUGCCUCUGUCGGCCAUCGUGGAGGUGAGGACCACAAUGCCUCUGGAGAUGCCGGAUAAAGACAACACCUUUGUGCUGAAGGUGGAAAACGGUGGCGAGUACAUCUUGGAGACCAUCGACUCCUUGCAGAAGAACUCCUGGGUCGCCGACAUCCAGGACUGCAUAGACCCUGGGGACAGUGGUGACGACAUAGAGCUUGCAUCAUGUCCACACGGCCAACCUUCCAAAGAAUUCUCCAUGGUGGCCUCGUGCAGUUGCGAGCUCCUGUCUGAAGGUAUACAUCGGGCUCCAGAGAGAUCAUGUGCCACCGCUACCGAUCAUUACAGCGCCCCAACUGUCCGCUGCAGGGAAUUACCAUUUACACAGCACCCAUCUCAUGUGCCCUUAGAACGAUUCCUCCAGUCACCAGAAGCUCAGAGUGCUAGCUCACCAUCAGGCAAUCUGGGUGAGCCUACCGGGGAGACGGAUGGUGACGGCAGCCUGGUGGGUUAUCCAUGGUUCCACGGCACGUUGUCACGUGUGCGGGCGGCUCAGCUGGUGCUGGCAGGUGGAGCUCGCAGCCAUGGCCUGUUCGUGAUUCGCCAGAGCGAGACGCGACCCGGAGAAUACGUCUUAACCUUUAACUUUCAGGGCAAAGCCAAGCACCUGCGCCUGUCUGUGAAUGAGAACGGCCAGUGUCACGUGCAUCACCUAUGGUUCCAGACAGUGUGUGACAUGCUGAGACAUUUCCAUGCCCAUCCCAUCCCACUGGAGUCAGGUGGCUCUGCUGACAUCACGCUACGCUCGUACGUCCAGGUGCAGCGCAGCCCCACAGAUGUUCCCCACAUUCCUGCUCCUCUACGCGAGCCACCCAGCUGCCGGACAGAAGUGGCCCAGCCGAACCACCACCAUCUCCCCGGCAUCCCGCAGUCUCCGGCGGCCCCCUCGUCUGACGGCCCGCUUUCCUCAAGCUCCUCUUCGUCUCCCACAGCCCAGCCAACAGGAGGCAUAGGCCUCCACAGCCGGAGCAACAGUGCCGAGAGGCUGCUGGAGCCCCCUGCUGCUGGAGCAGAGGAGUACCACGAUGGAGACGGCACACGGAGGACCAGAGCAGUGGAGAACCAGUACUCUUUUUACUGAAAGUCCAGCCAACCCAAUAUAGGCUGUCAUCCUUGUGGAAUGGCUCUUCACCUUGGUCCUGGAGGUCCCCCUUUCCUUUCAUGUUUUGUUGAUUUCCUUCCUAACUCCACCCACCAGCUAUUCAGGUCACUAUAGGAAAUAAUGCAUUCUGAAAUCUCACAACCACUCAAAAUGCAUAGGUUUAUCACCAUGAUACAAGUACACCAAAAACACUACCAGGGAUACCAUUGGAACCACAGAGCAAUAACCUAGUAGAACACGUAUUUAGAAACCAAAAAAAUACCAUGCUAACAAUGUUUCAGUUAGCACCACAUGAACCAAACCAGCUUAGCAAAACUUUUGCAGAUCCCAAAAAAUAUCCUUAAAAUGACAUCAUAUGUACCAACUAGCAACACUCUUGUGUCCACCUAGAUAGAAUAUCAAAGAAACCAGCAAGCAACACCCCUGGAACCACCUGGAAUAUCCUAACAACAGUCUGGCAACACCCUUGCAACAAAACAGGAUACUUCCUGAACCAACCCACAUGCAUGUGACUCAAAAAUGCAAUAACAUUCUAAAGCAACCAUCUAAAAUGUAAAAGAAAACAAUCAAGCAACACCCUAGCUGUAAACCAGCAUAUCUUUGAAACCACCCAUAUAACUAUAUAUCUACCAAACACUGAAUAAUAACUUCUUACCUACUGUCCAGCAUGUAGCCUUGCACAUUCGUAAACACUUAUCAACCUAUUAACUCUCCAGAAUCGCAUAUAAAUCAAUUGAUAACAACACCCUUGCAAGCACCUUGAAUACCAUCACAACAAUCUAGCAACAACUUGAUGAUACCAGUGAAUGCUGAGAAUUUCCUCCAGAAGUGCACUUUUCUAAUUAUUAUUAUUAUUUUUAAAUACUCAGUACACACUUGUAAAUACAGUUAUGCCACAGUGGAAUAUAGACAGUUUUAUAUAUUUGAAAUCCAGUGAAUUUUCAAUUUUAAAAUAUGUAAGCACAUACUUUAUUAAACAUUGAUAUAACCCUUUAUCAUGUUUAAAAAAAAACAUCUGAAGGCAUUACCUUUUUUUGUUCUUUUUUUAGUUUUAUCCCUCUAGCUAAAUUACAAGUUAAAGUGGGUGUGCUGGAGCAUAGGUACUCCAGGACCAGGGCUGCUGACCUUUGCCCUAAAGGGAGGACAUUAUCUAAUUUUCUGAUGAGGACACAUGGAUGACAGGCUUCUUCAGGAAAGGAUCUUAUAUUUCUGCCUGUUAUGUUUUUUUUUUGCGUAGAGUAUUUCUGACGUAAGAUAUUUUUAAGUGCCGCAAAUCCCUAAAAGCAAGAGGUAAUUGUUGUUUGCGGUCCAGCCACUCCAAAGGACCCUGCAGUGCAUGCGUGAAGGACUCACUGAAUACUUUUCUUUCUGUUUUCUCCGCUCAUCGGCAAAGCGGGACGUUUUGAUAUGGGGCUUUUCCUUUCCGGAGAGGAAGCUGUCGUGGCGAGACAUCUGACAGCGGUUAACCUUCAUCAAGCCGUUUCCUGCAGAUGCCCCCUCGCUCUGCCUUUUUCUCCCACCCCCGCCGUCCUCUGGCCCACUAACUGAUCAAAAAAAGUCGAAAGCUCCCCAGCUGAAUCGAUAUCCCCCGAGUGUGUCCACUUAUGUUUGUGAAGCUGUUGAUAGAACGUUCCGGAUAUCCCCUCCCCCCCUUAUUGUCUCUUGGGAUUUGUGGAGAUAGCUUCCCAUAACUUGGACAUGGCGACAGCCAGGGUGAACGAGGUCAGCCUCCAGAAGCAAAUGUUUGCAAUUAACUAGAGCAACAAAGAGAGGUUCAUUCUUUAACAAAUGAGGGUUCUGGGUGGUCAGUAAAAUGCACUACAGAUCAGCUACACUUUUUUGCACUAUAUCAGUCAGUACCAACACGUGCUGUUUUUGAUUUACGUUUGUUGGCAGAAGAUUCAGAUGCACAGUCCUAAUAGUUUCUUUUCACAGAAAGUUCCAGUUGUUAUACACUAUAUGGAUAAAGGUUUGUGACACUGGUUCAUUCAUUGUUUCUUUCAGAAUAAAGAGUGUCAAAGGGUGAUUUAAGGGCACUGCUGGAAUGAUUCGAUUUAGCAACAUUCAGCAACAAAUGAGGGCAGGAUGUUGGAUGAUCAGCUCCCCACACUAUCCUCAUCUUCUCAACUCGUCCCAAAAGUUUUAGUGGAACACCAACAUUCCCCAUGGAUCCAGUAGGUUUAUUUUUUUGGCAAUAUGUCUCUACAGGGAUUAGACAAUGUGUGUCAGUAAUGGAUGCAAAUAAAUGUAGAUGAAUGCAUUUAUUGAUUAGAAGGGGUGUCCACAAACAUUUGGACAUAUAGUGUAUCAAGAAUUCUACAGUCUGUCAUCUACUUUAAAACGAAUACUUUGCUGCCUUAAAGUCCCAGGGAACACAGUGUAAAUAUAAUAAAUUGUGUUAUAAAUGUUGAAGUUAUAUUUAAAAAGGUAAAUUAGGUAUAUACAGCUCUGAAAAAAGAGACCACUUAGAAAUGAUGAGUUUCUUUGAUGUUAUCAAAUCAAAAACCUCUAAAAUGUUGUUGUAGUUUAUAGAAUAAAACAACAAUGUUCAUUUUACUCAAACAUAAACCUAUAAAUAGCAAAAUCAGAGAAACUGACUCAGAAACUGAAGUGGUCUCUUAAUUGUUUCCAGAGCUGUAUUUAGAAGGAAACGAGCUUAAAAUAAAACAAAACCGCUAGAUUAUGUUAGCUAGCUCUCUAGCCGAUGGGAUUCUAGUAGUAUGUUAUUGCUUAGCUAGCUAAGCUAACAUCAAAAAAUCUUUGCAAUUCUAGCUAGAUUAACUAAGUGUUGUAAAGGACAUUUCACAAUUUAUUUGAACCCAGAAAAGCUUCAAGUUAUUUUACCUCAAAAGGAAAUGUGCUGAAUUUACCUUUUAUGAAAGACAAAAAAUAACGUUACUUUUUAGUAGCUGGCUAACUAUAGCUAGCUUAGCUGCUUUAUGACACAGUGAAAGUUCACAGUAGCCAUACAGCAUAGUCUAGCUUAACCUAGCCUAGCUUAACACUGUAAUAAGAAGGUUUUUUGAUUAUUUUCUAGUUUUACCAGAUUGUGGACUGAUUAGUAGACAGUGUUUCUGUCUUCUUGGCAUCCAGUUGGCGUGGUGUAAAGUUAGCUAGCUAGAUAAACAGCUCGCUGUAGGUAUGGCAGGGCUAGCUAGCUCUUUACCCUGUUAGUUAGCUUUGGUCAGCUUUUACAGCUCUUUUUUCUAAGGGCUUUUUGCCUUUUUUUAGCAUUGCUUCUAUAUUCUCAUGAGCUGCUGUGUUUAGCAUUGAGAGGGUUUCUCUAGGCUGUGGGGUUCAUAUAAACGGUAAAUAUAUGUAAAAUAAUAAAAAUAAUAAAAAAGAAAAAGAUGUGUAAAUAUAAUGAGUUAAGACUGUGAUGUAAUAGUUUUGGGAUUUUGUAAUUGGUCCGUUUUACACUUACGUAUGUUUUGGUUCUACUGGAUGUUUUUUUGAAGGAGCAACUGCAGCGUUCAGACAUUCAUGGUUUGUCAUUUACCAGGAUAAAUGCAGGUUGACAUUCUAGGGCUCAUUUAAAAACACAGAUUUUUGUUUCCUGGGGCUUUAAAUUGUGAUUUGCCUUUUAUUUGAUACCAUAUCAAAACUUUUUAUUUAUCACAUUGUAUAUACAUGUGUGUCUAGACUCACAGAUACACACAACUAAUUUCUUCAUGCUUAAGGAGAUCAUAAUAAUGUAUAAUGCUGUAAAGAAAGUGUAGCUGUAAUAGAAAAAGAAUAACAGCAGGAGCCAGUUAAUAAUGGGAUGUGGAGCACUGACUGCUCUGUUGAACAGUUUUUAACUGUGCGGUUUUGACUAAGCUUUUUGACUGAGGUCUGCGUGGGAUUUUUUUCUUAAUCCCUUCAAUAUUUACAACAUACACGGCUGGCCUCGUAGGCCUCACGCACUCUUCCACACGAACACAGUUUAGUAAAAGGAACACUAACUAGGCAGACUGGGAGAGAAGGGCAGGUGGUACAUGUGCCAAUCUGAAUUGUAUUUUUUUGAAACAUAAUUUAUUGUUCAGCCAUUGUAAAUAUCAUUUUCCUACAGAGGUUUUUAUUUGUGUAUUUUCACCAUCCCAAGCUUUAGAGAAAUAAAGAAAUAAAGUCCCAUAGAGUUUCUUUGUCACAGAUGUUUCACAUCCAUAACUGUUAUUUUUUAUUGUGUCAAUAUCUUUUUUUUGUAACCCUUGUUUUUUUUAUUUUUAUUUUCUUUCUUUUUUGCUGGCCAACAGUUUUAAAAAGUCAAUUUUGUACAAAGUGAUGUACUUGACAUACUACUUUAUAUUUCUGUGAAUAAAAUCUGUGAACAAGCUCACAAAUGUAAAGUUUUUUUUUCAAUGUUAAAUAAAAUAUUGUUUAACACUCUUUAAAGGACUGUUUAAAGAUGAAUGCCACAGAACUGGGUUAAAUUAUCCUUGGUGUAAAAAAAAGUAAGCCAGAAUUGAAUUGAGAAACAAAACAUUGAAACUGACUAAUUUAAAUAU